UCAGUGUCUAGUUUUUUUUCCUCUCUUGCUCUGCAGUUCCUUGCGAGCAGCUGUCCCGCGCGCGUGCGCACUGGCGACCUGGAAAUUUGCUACUCGUGACAGAAUUUGGGUUCCUUGCUGUGUUCACAAUAAGUUCAGCAAUGGAGAAAAGCAUUGUGAGUGACUGUGGCUCUGCUGCUGAUAACCAGGACUUUGAUGUUUUCAGUGCAAUGGACUGGAAGGAUGGAAUAGCAACUCUUCCAGGGAGCAAUUUAAAGUUCAGGGUAAAUGAGUUUGAUGCUUUAGAGAUCAUCACAGAUGAAACAGAAGUAGAAAAGAUAAAGAAGGCGACUGCAACAACAACAUGGAAUGUGCCCACAGCGCAAGAAGCCCUGUCUAGAAAUCCCAUCCCAACAUACCCAGAGGAGCCACCCAGUAUGGAUGGAAUCCUUUGCUGUGAAAAUUGCGGUCAUUAUGGGACAACUGAGGAGUUUGGUCACAGGAGUAAAUUUUGCAGUGAAACAUGUAUGCAACAGGCAAGAGAAAAGAUAUCUGUUCUGAGAAAGGAACCAUCAACAUGCAACAAUGAAGAAGUUGCUAGAGGCAAUCGGAAAAAGAGACAAAAACCAGUCUCUGCUACAAGAGGAGACAUUAAAGAAAAUGGAGAGAUGCUAAAGGAAGAAGAAGAUGACAUUGAAGAAAAACAAGGGGAGCUGAAGGUGCUGAAAAUAACUCAGAACAACCAUGUCCGAGCACGGAGAAAAAGAAAAGGCGAUUCUGGAUUACUGAAGCAAACUUUAACCUUUGGUGGAAAGAGAAAAGCUUGGUGUUGGGCCUCAUAUUUGGAAGAGGAAAAAGCUGUUGUGGCACCGACUAAACUUUUUAAAGAGUGCCAGUCAUUUCCACAGAGCAAAAAUGGAUUUAAAGUUGGAAUGAAGCUGGAAGGGAUUGACCCCGAACAUCCGUCCAUGUAUUGCGUUCUUAGUGUGGCUGAGGUUUGUGGCUACAGAAUAAGGCUCCACUUUGACAAAUACUCUGAUUGCUAUGACUUCUGGGUAAAUGCUGACUCGUCGGAUAUCCACCCAGUGGGAUGGUGUGAGAAAACUGGACAUAAGCUUCACCCUCCCAAAGGAUAUAAAGAUGAUGAGUUUAACUGGCCAUCAUACCUGAAGCUGUGCAAGGCUCAAGCUGUGCCCAAAUCCCUGUUUGAAAACCAAAAUACAACUAUUACUCCAUUAGGCUUCCGAGUUGGUAUGAAACUAGAAGCUGUCGAUAGAAAGAAUCCAGAAUUUAUUUGUGUGGCAACGGUAUCCGACAUGGUAGAUAAUCGUUUCUUGGUGCAUUUUGACAACUGGGAUGAAAGCUAUGAUUAUUGUUACAGUGCAUUAGGUUGUCCAUACUCUGAGAUCAACCUGAACAGAGAGAAUGUGCUUCAGGAUCGUUUGAGUGGAGAGGUACCAGUCUGUACUGCGGUACUGAAGAACAAGAAAGUGGAAAUAGAUGGAAUAGAAACAACCCCUAGUUUGUCUAGCAUCACAUCACAUGGGAAAUUCUCGAAAGACCAUUGGUUUUCAGAAACUGCUGUUCAAGGAGAGAGGAAUGCUGAGGACUCUGUCUCUGAUGAAGAACCUCCAUACAAAAAAUCUUUUGUAUAUGCCAGCAAAGGAAGAAAGUACCCCAGAGCUGGAAGGCCAUUGAAGCAUCCAAGAAUCAAGCAGGAAGAGGAAGUUACAAAUAAGGUUAACUGGCAAAAUGAAAACAAAGAAAAUGAUGAUUUCAACCUGCAGCAGGCAUUGCAUCAGUCCGUGUUUUUGUCUUCAGCAUCACCAGUGCCCAGCCUGCCUCUUUGCUGGGAACAGCACAGCAAGCUAUUACCUGGAGUUGCUGGAAUCACAGCCAGAAAAGUAGCAAAAUGGACUAUUGAUGAGGUAUCUGAAUUUAUACUGAGUUUGCCAGGUUGUGAAGAACAAGCCAAAGCAUUUAGGCACGAGCAAAUUGAUGGAGAAGCACUUCUACUACUGACGCAGACAGACAUUGUGAAGAUAAUGAGCAUUAAACUGGGACCAGCUCUGAAAAUCUACAAUUCCAUCCUCAUGUUUAAAACUACAGAGGAAAACGGGCAGAAUGAGCUUUGAAAAGACUCAAAGUAAAACACUGCAGCUGUUGCUGGCCUGUUUCUCAAUUCAAUCUCCUCUUUAAUUCAAAGCACAAGAACUCUAUUACUGAAAAUGAAAUUCUAAAACAAUACUACUGGAAUAUUUACUGUUGACUUGGCAAACUCACUUAGAGUGCAUUCACUUUCAGCAGUGUGGUACUAAACUAAGAGCUCAUCUCCCACUCAUUGCCUCAGGACUUAAUUAUGCAAAUAUCUGUCCAGUUAUAGCUGGUAUGGACUCUUUGUGAUUGAUCCUUGAACAGUAUAUUUCAAAAUGGCUGAAGGGUUUCUUCCAAGAACUGGACACAAUCUAACAGACACUAAAGUGGAUUAAUUGUGUUUAUUGUUUUAUUCCUCCAUUUGCUUGCAGUGGAAUGAUCUUUGUUGUUUGUGUAUAGAAUUGUUUGACAGAUUUCAAUAUCUGGUAACGUAACAUUUCAUUAUUCACAAGUAAUGGAAUGUUCAUAUGGAUAUAUAUAUUUUCAGAAGUUAACAUUGCUGAAAUUAAUUUAACUGUUAGGUUGUAUACAUCUUAGAAAUUUAAUAUCCAAACUAUUCAGGCAGUUCUUAAUAGUUAAUUAAGACAAACACAAUUGCUCAUUCCCAGAUUUAAUUAAAAUGUUCUCUGGUUUAUUAAAUAUUGUGUUAUUGCUUGAUACAAUAAUCAUUUGCUGAAUGGGUUUAUAUAAAUUAAAAAAUGAAUGAACUGCA
Rhincodon typus (whale shark) is the source of this 2845-nucleotide messenger RNA. RefSeq names its product L3MBTL histone methyl-lysine binding protein 3. Gene Ontology annotation, biological process: regulation of DNA-templated transcription. The transcript has 17 exons. NCBI's taxonomy places the organism in Eukaryota, Metazoa, Chordata, Chondrichthyes, Orectolobiformes, Rhincodontidae. The coding region runs from base 141 to 2114 and encodes 657 amino acids. Gene Ontology annotation, cellular component: nucleus. The record is from RefSeq and is a predicted model, not a curated record. Gene Ontology annotation, molecular function: protein binding.